AGGAGCCCCCUCCCCUUCCCCGGCCCCGCCAGCCCCUAUAGAUGGGCGGGAGGGAGGAACGACCAGGACAGACGGCCGCGCAAAUCCGCAGCGACGGCAAACAGCUGCAGCUCCUCUGAACGACCCGGCUCCGAGUCCAGACCAGCCGCCGCCAUGGACAGCAAAGCCGCCUUCCUCGCCUUGCUGCUGCUCCUCGGGACCCUCCGCGCCGCCGACGGGAAGCCCAUCAGCCUGACGUACCGCUGCCCUUGCAGAUAUUUUGAGAGCAAUGUACAUAAAUCCCAUGUGAAGCACCUCAAGAUCUUGAAUGUCCCUGGCUGUUCUCUGCAGAUCAUCGCAAGACUGAAAAACAGCAGCAAACAGAUCUGCGUCGAUCCCAAGUUAAGGUGGAUUCAAGAGUAUCUGGAGAAAUACCUGCACAAGAGAUUCAAGAUGUAAGAGGCGAGCAUUGUAGCUGUCCGCAGGAUGCCUCCCUGUAGAAGCCAGAAAAGCAGAGAUCCCGCUAUUAGGGAGCGAUGAGGGCAUCUCUUUUUUAUCACGCAGCACAAAGCGGCGCUUCAUGCACUUCCCAGAGCCUCUUGUUUGCACAGAACGCCUUUUUGCCUUUUGCCAAUACUAGCCUAUUGUAGCAGGAACUCUCCGCGAAGUUUGGUUUAUCACGUAGUUGCACUGACGCCAGCAGCAGAUUAAAAAGCGUUGCUUCAUAUAUGGCGAUUCCUUUCUGCUGUGCAGAACCCUGGCGCUUACCAGGAGUUUCCAUGCAGGUUAACAAUCUACUGUGGUUCAUUUGUAUGGAAAGGAAUGAGGGUUGUGUGUGGCUGUGUGGCUGUCUUUCCCACUGAUAUUUGCAGAGAACACUCUUUUCCCCCUGCAAACCUAUGGUGGAAGAUGAGACAUCCUGUGUUUGCACCAAAAGCGAUCGAUGCAUUCCACGUACGUGCAGGUGAACAAUUUCUAUUCACGUGGGCCCAAUGAACGAGGUUCUAAAUAGGGUGGUUUUGAAAGAGUGACGGGCAUCGUGACCUUACCUAGGAAUUUCCUCUUUCAGAAACGUUGAACUAGCACAUGUAGGACUUUUGGAUCAUUCUUUGGCAGGGGGAAAUGGUCUGCGUUUGCGAGCUCCGUAAUGCGCGAGCCACAAGCUUAUUUCACGCGUGGCAACUGCUGUGUUUGCGUCACUUUCGGGGAACCUGCAAUUGCAGAGGUUGCCGCAAUUUAAAUUUCUGUGCGCUUU
Messenger RNA from Lacerta agilis (Sand lizard), 1234 nucleotides. RefSeq names its product C-X-C motif chemokine ligand 12 (gene CXCL12). Gene Ontology annotation, molecular function: chemokine activity; CXCR chemokine receptor binding. The record is from RefSeq and is a predicted model, not a curated record. Lineage: Eukaryota; Metazoa; Chordata; Lepidosauria; Squamata; Lacertidae. Gene Ontology annotation, biological process: cell chemotaxis; positive regulation of cell migration; axon guidance. The coding region runs from base 154 to 438 and encodes 94 amino acids. Gene Ontology annotation, cellular component: external side of plasma membrane; extracellular region. The transcript is spliced from 4 exons.